Oncorhynchus mykiss (rainbow trout) is the source of this 1056-nucleotide messenger RNA. The record is from RefSeq and is a predicted model, not a curated record. Lineage: Eukaryota; Metazoa; Chordata; Actinopteri; Salmoniformes; Salmonidae.
CAGAGUCCGGCGCGUACACGACACAGUAGCCGGGGUCGCGCACCGCUACUUCUCUUAAUACUACGACCCAGCCAACCUACGGUCACGUUUCUACUACAUCUCUCUCUCCAGCGCGACGCCUGAGCUCUGCUGCCCCGUUCUACAGUUAAUUUGGUUCCCGUGUAACAGACAGACAUGUUGGUGAUUUUAACCUUCAUCCUCCUCUUCCACGUCAUCUCAGUCAUCCUCCUCUUCAUCAGCACCAUCAACAAUGCAUGGUGGGUGGCGUCUGCUCCAGGAGGCAACGUGAUUUACACUGACCUGUGGUACUCCUGUAACGUAACAUGUCUCCCUGUCAAGAACGGCGCUUCCACAGACGCAGUCUAUCUACAGGCUGUCCAGGCCACUAUGAUCCUGUCCACAAUUCUCUGCUGCGUGGGGUUCUUUGUGUUCAUCCUUCAGCUCUUCAAACUGAAACAAGGAGAGAGAUUUGUCUUUACAGCCAUCAUCCAGCUAAUGGCUGGCCUGUGUGUGAUGAUCGGAGCAUCCAUCUACACGGCGCAGAGGGAGAGUUUUACGGAGGAGUCUCUAAGGAAGGGAGGAUACGGUUCAUCCUACGUCCUGGCCUGGAUUAGUUUCCCCAUGACUGUCUUCAGUGGACUCAUGUAUCUGGUGUUGAGGAAACGCAAAUAAAACACUCGUAUCUCUACAAGACACAAAACACGUUAUAAUUGAACAGAGGAAGUGUGUAAACUAAGUCUAUUAGCUAAAAAGGUAACUCUAAACAUGUUGUUGUUAAGAGUGGCUGUUUUAAAAGACGUUUUCUCCACACUGUGUGGUUGGAAUGAGACUGUGACAUAUCAGCCUGUUUUUUGGGUGUGGGGGUGGGAUGGAGUUUGGGCAUGGAGUUUCCAUGGUGACGUCAAUGCUGUAAAUUUGAAUAAACAAUGGACCAAUAAAUGGUGUAUAGUUGAAUUACAUGAUGAACGAUGGUUAAGACUGAGCAGGACAACACUGUGUAUAGUUCUACUAGAGUAAACCUAGUGUAGAAAGUGGAAUAUGUAGGAUUGUCUGUCU